CCCUCUUUUCUCUCUCCUUCCCCCCUUCUCUUUGCUCUCCUGUCCCCUCUUCUGGGGAUAAGGCUGUCCUGACUUCCACUGGACUAUCAUGACUAUUGCCUGUGCCAUUACUAUCCAUAAUCCUAGCUCUAUAGGUGUACAAACCUAUGUGCUACUUGUACUGUUACAAAUGUAAAUUACACUACUUCUAUUGCCUGCCCUCUAUAAUAUGGUGUACAUAACUGACCAAUAUACAGUCUAUACUGGAGCUAUGGGGAUGCCAUGUGGCCCUAUUGUGUCUGCAGUACACAAAGCCAUUUGCCGUGCCCACUCUUGUCAUACACUCAAUACUACACAUAGAGACCCCUCUGGCAUCUACAUGUUGCGCAACUUCGCUGGAUUCCUCAGUACUCAGUGUAAUGUAAACUCAUUCCACAUUUUUGUCCUUUUAUGGCAGUCGUAUUGUGUCCUCUACACAACGUGUGGAGUAACAGCCUCUAAUCUCACAGAGCUGAGUGUUGCACACCUGUUGUGCUAUAGAGCAUGGCAAUAUCUCUGUACUGUGUACUAGGGCGUGUGUGAUUGCCCUGUGUGUGCAAUUUGUGACCUUACAAAUUGACCAUCUUUACCACGUGACUGCUGUAUGGAUAAUAUGUGUGUGUACUGCAUACAGAUGGGUCUGCCGGGAUUUUCCGGAUCUAAAACUUGCAGUGGAGAAAUUCGUUCUGAACAGCUUCGAACCCACCAGUUAUGACAGCAUGAAGCAGUUAUGUGAACGGUACAGCAGAGCUGUGGCCAACAUCAAGAAGCUGUGGUCAGGGCGGCAGCCUCCACCAGGAAUCGAUGCGCCUCCCUCCAUCCCUCUCCUCCGUCACAUCAUCAACCAGGCCUACAGCAGAGCCAUCACCAGCCCAGAAGACCUCAACUCUUACGAACCUUUCUCCCCCGAGGUGUACGGAGAGACUUCGUUUGAAUUGGUCUGUGAGGUCAUAAAACUCACAAAAAUGACAGAGAACGAUGUUUUCUUGGACUUAGGAAGUGGCGUUGGCCAAAUUGUGCUGCAAGUGGCGGCCAAAGUUGGGUGCAAAUGCUAUGGACUGGAAAAGGCAGAUAUACCGGCCAAAUUUGCUAGGAGUAUGGAGGAAGAGUUUGUCAAAUGGAUGGACUGGUACGGGAAAUCCUACGGCGAAUUCGAGCUGAUAAAGGGAGACUUUCUCGACCCUUCGUUUGACGAAAUUCUCCAGUCGGCCACAGUGAUAUUUACCAACAACUUUGCGUUUGGACCGAAGCUGAACCACGAACUGAAGCUCAAGUUUGCAAACUUGAAGGACGGCACGAAGAUCGUGUCUUCCCACGAAUUCUGUCCGAUAAACUUCAGAGUGACUUCGAGAAACAUGUCAGACAUAGGCUCCAUAAUGCACGUGGCAGAGCUCUCAUCUCUCAAGGGAAGUGUGUCUUGGACGGGAAAACAGGUCAGCUACUACCUCCACACCAUCGACAGAGGAAAGCUGGAGAAGUUCUACCUCAGACAGAAGCACCCCGACGAAUACAAGUCGGAGAGCUCCAGUCACUCCAGUUCAUCCUCCUCGGACGAUGACAGCUGCUCGGACUCGUCCUCUGAUAGCGGCGAUGACCACUUCAAGAGUGCUCUACAGAGAAUCAAGUUGAGUCACUCCAGACCGGGAAGUAAGAAGGAACAUCUGAACUCUGACCUCAAGUCGCGAUCGGGGAAGACACCCAAGACUGCUGCGGGUCACAAGGAAGACGAGAGAUGGAGGAAGAAGAGGUGGCCACAGCUGAAGUCGAGAGGUCACAAAGAUUCAAACUCGUCCGCGUUUUCUUCCUCUGCUGUUUCUUCUCCCGGCAUCAUGGAUGUGGAUGGCCUCUUCUCGUCGUUCCACCAUCAACUAGAGGCGUAUAUGGGCCAGCUGAGCACUCCGUACUUCCAGCAGUGGAUUGUUGAUGCCAUUGAGAAGGAGAAGAUGAAGAAGAACCAUCUCCAGGGAGUCAUUACCCACCUGGAGUCUGAGGUGGCUGGCCUGUCAAAGGAGACGGUGGAACAGAUGAAGGCUAGCAUGAAAGAGUUGGGAAUCCGGAAGAUGACGCCAGAUGGCCUUCUCCUGGGGGCCACGUCCAUCGUCUCCCAGAACAAGCAGCUGAGGAAAGAGAUGACAGAUCUCGAGAGGGAGAUCACGGCUCUCAGGCAGCAGAACAAGGCAAUGGAGACAAUGUGUGCACAUCAAAAAGGUGACCCAAAACCCUCCUUCCGAAACUCCCAACGGAGGAGUGGGGAACAAGGGGGUGGUGACAAUAGAUUGAAGAAAAAGCAGCAAAGGGAGCUCAAGAGCGAAAGGGGGAGGGAGAAAGAAGAGAUGAACUAGAGGAGGCGUCGAGGGGAGGAGCUUCGCUGUCGCAUGAUAGAAACGCAGGAAAGAAAGAAAUACCUUAUUAUCCACUCUCGGAUGUCCAAAAACCACAUGUGGUCCGAUUGAGUCCAAGAAGUAAGAAAUAGAAUGGAGAGAAUCGACCAGCACGCUACUGGAGCUGGGGUACGUACGCGAAGGACGCAUACGACGCCGAAGAAGAAAGGAUGACAAGCGU
Messenger RNA from Geodia barretti, 2580 nucleotides. Lineage: Eukaryota; Metazoa; Porifera; Demospongiae; Tetractinellida; Geodiidae. The record is from the annotation of a GenBank genome assembly.